Messenger RNA from Diuraphis noxia (Russian wheat aphid), 2988 nucleotides. It is a transcript of the gene AP-1-2beta, whose product is annotated as adaptor protein complex 1/2, beta subunit. Lineage: Eukaryota; Metazoa; Arthropoda; Insecta; Hemiptera; Aphididae. Gene Ontology annotation, molecular function: clathrin binding. Gene Ontology annotation, biological process: vesicle-mediated transport; intracellular protein transport. Gene Ontology annotation, cellular component: clathrin adaptor complex; membrane coat. The record is from RefSeq and is a predicted model, not a curated record.
GUUAAUAAAUUGUAAUUUUUAGCAUUGGACUAUGAAAUUGGUGUAAAACUUAUUCUCCAAGUUGCUAAUCAAUAUUGUCAAAUUGAAAUUGACCAUCUAGUGGUCCUAGUGACGAUUCUCGAAUACCAAGUGCGAGUAGAAAAUAGUGUACAAUUGCUGCUGGCACACGCCCCUUUAAUUCAAAAAGAUAAGUUGCUGUGAACACUUGUAUAUUAUUCAUAACACCUAAUAAAAAAUUAAAAUAUCAAAAUGACAGACAGCAAAUAUUUUACCACCACAAAAAAAGGUGAAAUAUUUGAAUUGAAAUCUGAAUUGAAUAGCGAUAAAAAGGAAAAAAAGAGAGAAGCUGUAAAAAAGGUUAUUGCGUCUAUGACGGUUGGUAAAGAUGUGUCUGCUUUAUUUCCUGAUGUUGUGAAUUGUAUGCAAACUGAUAACUUAGAACUGAAGAAACUUGUUUAUUUGUAUUUGAUGAAUUAUGCUAAAAGCAAUCCUGAUAUGGCUAUUAUGGCUGUCAAUACAUUUGUUAAGGAUUGUGAAGAUCCAAAUCCACUAAUACGUGCUUUGGCAGUACGCACUAUGGGUUGUAUCAGAGUUGAGAAAAUAACUGAAUAUCUAUGUGAACCAUUGCGUAAAUGCUUGCGAGACGAAGAUCCAUAUGUACGCAAGACAGCGGCAGUUUGUGUUGCUAAACUUUAUGACAUAAAUGCACAACUAGUUGAUGAUCAAGGAUUUUUGGAACAAUUAAAAGAACUUUUAUCAGACUCUAAUCCUAUGGUGGUUGCUAAUGCUGUUGCUGCUUUAUCUGAAAUGAAUGAAGCUAGUAUCACUGGUUCUCCAUUGAUUGAAAUGAAUUCACAAACUAUUAAUAAACUUUUAACUGCAUUAAAUGAAUGUACAGAAUGGGGUCAAGUAUUUAUUCUUGAUUCGUUGGCUAAUUACAGCCCAAAAGAUGAUCGUGAGGCACAAAGUAUAUGUGAACGAAUAACACCUCGAUUGGCUCAUGCUAAUGCUGCAGUUGUUUUAUCUGCUAUUAAAGUGUUAAUGAAACUAAUGGAAAUGUUGCCAACUGAUUCUGACUUUGUUACUACGUUGACUAAAAAACUUGCUCCACCACUUGUUACUUUAUUAUCUACAGAACCAGAAGUUCAAUAUGUUGCUCUCAGAAAUAUUAAUUUAAUAGUACAAAAGAGGCCUGAUAUACUUAAGCAUGAAAUGAAAGUUUUUUUUGUUAAAUAUAAUGAUCCUAUUUAUGUCAAACUUGAGAAACUGGAUAUUAUGAUACGUUUAGCAUCACAAGCAAACAUAGCUCAAGUUCUUUCAGAACUGAAAGAGUAUGCCACUGAAGUUGAUGUUGAUUUUGUACGAAAAGCAGUUCGUGCAAUUGGUCGAUGUGCAAUUAAAGUAGAGCAGUCUGCUGAACGUUGUGUAUCCACGCUACUGGAUCUUAUACAGACAAAAGUGAACUAUGUAGUUCAAGAAGCAAUUGUUGUUAUUAAAGAUAUAUUCCGAAAAUACCCUAACAAGUAUGAAAGCAUUAUAUCUUUAUUGUGUGAAAACUUGGACACACUUGAUGAACCGGAAGCAAGAGCAUCAAUGAUUUGGAUAAUUGGAGAAUAUGCUGAACGCAUAGAUAAUGCUGAUGAACUAUUAGAAAGCUUUUUGGAAGGUUUUCAUGAUGAAAACACUCAAGUCCAAUUACAGUUAUUAACUGCUAUAGUUAAACUAUUUUUGAAGAGACCUACAGACACUCAAGAAUUAGUUCAACAAGUCUUAAGUUUGGCUACACAAGAUUCAGAUAAUCCUGAUUUACGUGAUCGUGKUUUUAUUUAUUGGAGAUUACUAUCCACUGAUCCGGGUGCUGCCAAAGAUGUUGUACUUGCUGAAAAACCAUUGAUUUCUGAGGAAACAGAUCUUUUAGAGCCAACUUUACUCGAUGAACUUGUUUGUCAUAUUUCUAGUCUAGCCAGUGUUUAUCAUAAGCCUCCAAAUGCAUUUGUUGAAGGACGACCAGGAUUACGAAAAUCUUUACCAGCCAGAAAUGAAAAUGCAUCUGCUAGUAAUGUUCCUCAAGCUGCAGUUAUACCUGCACCACAAGAAUCUUUGAUUGGUGAUCUUCUUAGUAUGGAUCUGACUACUCCAGCUGUUGUUCCAACAUCCGUUCAACCACCUUCUGUUGAUUUAUUGGCUUCUGGAUUAGACUCAUUAUUAACUACAUCUGACUUACCAGCAACUUCAUCAUCAAAUACAGGUUUGCUAGGUGACAUUUUUGGAUUUACACCGACACCAGUAUCUUAUUCUCCACCUAAACAACUUUGGCUACCUAGUGAAAAUGGCAAAGGAUUAGAGAUUAUGGGAACAUUUUCAAGGAAAAAUGGUCAAAUUAGUAUGGACAUGACUCUCAAGAACAAAGCUAUGCAACCAAUGAGUGGAUUUGCUAUUCAGUUGAACAAAAAUUCUUUUGGAUUGACACCAGCUCGUCCGUUACAAGUAUUAAACCCAUUAUUGCCUACGGCAUCUUAUGAAACCAGCUUACCUCUUGCAACUACUGGACUUAUUCAACGAAUGGAACCCAUAACUAAUCUUCAAGUGGCAAUAAAAAAUAAUAUUGAUGUUUUAUAUUUUGCUUGUAUAAUACCAAUGAAUGUAUUCUUUAUCGAAGAUGGUCAAAUGGAUAAGCGAGUAUUUUUGAAAACUUGGAAAGACAUACCUGCAGAGAAUGAAGUGCAAUACACUUUAAAAAAUGUUCUUUGCAACACAGAGGCUAUUGUCUUAAAGAUGUCACAAAAUAACGUGUUUACAAUUGCUAAAAGACAUGUUGAAGGCCAGGAUAUGUUGUAUCAAUCAUUAAAGUUGACAAAUGGCAAUUGGGUGUUGAAUGAGCUUAAAAUUCAGCCAGGAAAUCCAAACAUAACUCUAUCUUUAAAAUUACUAGCUAUGGAAGUCGCACAAGGAGUUUUCCAAGCAUAUGAUUCUAUCCUUCAUUCAUAG